This is a messenger RNA of Chilo suppressalis (striped riceborer), 2025 nucleotides long. The record is from the annotation of a GenBank genome assembly. Lineage: Eukaryota; Metazoa; Arthropoda; Insecta; Lepidoptera; Crambidae.
AUGAUAUCGGCGAUUAUUUCUCGAUUAGUGAUAUUGGUAUUCGGAACCCUCUACCCGGCAUACGCUUCAUACAAAGCGGUACGGACGAAGAACUUAAAAGAAUACGUAAAAUGGAUGAUGUACUGGAUAGUGUUCGCCCUGUUCACAUGCACAGAGACGUUCACCGAUGUGUUCCUGUCGUGGUUCCCUUUCUACUACGAGGUGAAGAUAGUGUUGGUGCUGUGGCUGCUGUCACCCGCAACGAAGGGAUCCUCAAUAUUGUACAGGAAGUUCGUGCAUCCCGCGCUUUGCAGGAGGGAACAGGAAAUAGAUGAAUACAUAGCUAAAGCCAAAGACCAAGGUUACCACACAGUGCUGAACUUAGGCACAAAGGGCGUCAACUACGCUACCACUGUUAUCAUGCAGACUGCAAUCAAGGGAGGUGGAGGUCUAGUCCAACAGCUUCGCAAGAGCUACAGUUUGUCCGACUUGAGCGAGUGCGAGCCGCGCGAGGAACGGGGCGGCGACGAAGCGGACGAUGUGAUGGGGGAACCAAGGCUGAUACGGCGCGGAGGAAAGAGCAGCGGUUUCAGCACCCGACGCAGCGCUUCCGAAUCGAACAGCCGCUCGCCGAUGUAUUUCCCAGAAGUGGACGUAGACGUGAGGUCUACGAGGUCCAGCAGAACCGAUGAACCUGAUCUCAGCCAUAUAAAGUCUACGGAGGACAUAAGCUCCGGCUACUCGAGCGCGGACAACUCAGCGUCGUUGACGCGCACCGCGUCGCUGGGAGCAGCGGCACGAGCUCGCGUACGAACCACGCGGACUACGACAAUCACCGCCGUCAAGCGACCGCCGCCCGCCGAGGAAAGUGAAGUAAUCAUCGAGGAGCUACAGGACGACGAUUGUUUAGAAUAUACGAAUAUGCCCCCUUUAGUCAAUGUUCCCUCUCCAAUAUACUUAUCCCAUACAGACCCCCCUUUCAUAUAUCAAUAUGUAGGAGAUCAAAUAAAAAUUCUCCAAGUAAUUGGUGAUUACCCGUUUGAACAAACAAAGAAUAUUGAAACGAAAGAGACACAAUUAAAUAAACCAAAAUCUCCAGAAGAGUCGCCUGUAAAUAAUACUGUAGAAAUGAAACAGGAUGAGCCAUUAGAAAAUGAAUAUGUGAACAAAGAAAUUCACACACAUCAUCCAGACGUAGGAGCAAAUUCUGAGACCAAUAUGGUAUAUAACAAUACUAACAUUCCGCUAGAAAACAAGUCCAAUGAAACUAAAGAUUUUUUUUUAGAAACUAAUGUAGAAGAUAAACAUAUCGAUAUUGUUAAUCGAUCUGAUACUGUAACAGACAUCGAGUCGACAAGUUUGGAAACUUUAAUUUCUGAAAAUUAUUCUACUGAAAGUGAUGAUGAAGCCUCAUUUGGAACUCCAGAAGAUUCACCAAAAAUAAAACGAAAGUCGCCUAAAGGAAAAUAUGGCAAAGCUAAAGCUCCUCCACCACCUAAGCUAGACUUACCGAAUGAAAACUCGGACAAUAGGGCUAAUUUGGAAUGUAACGCGGCCACAACGUCUCAGGAAAGUUUAAAUGAUAUUAUUAACCAAAUGCCCAAUAUAACAGAAAGCACAAUAAAGGGAGGGCUACAAGUAGUUAAUCCGAUUGCUGAAAAGAAAAGGCGGCAUAAAUCAAAAUCACCUGGUCGUAUUCCCAAAAGCCAUAGUUCAGGCUUGGGUAAAUUAUUGCAAUUGCCAAACAAAUUAGUAUUUUGGAAUAAAAACGAUGAUAAAAGUUUAAAAUUUGACAAUGUAUCUACUUCUUCUGGAGAUCAUAGUAGGCGAUCUUCGACUGUUGACCAACAAUUUGAAGAGUUCCAAAGCUGUGUUAAUCCUUCAUUUGUAGACGACGUAGCUGAAGAGCAAGUACGGACGUAUAAGAAGCUUUCCCUAAAUCCUGAAAACAUUAACUGCUGGGAGGAUACGAGAUUAAAAACAAUGCUGUCGGCCUCCGCUACAAUACCUCGCGCAAAAAAAUCUAAUAAAAGGAAAACGCAAUAA